Drosophila elegans is the source of this 3509-nucleotide messenger RNA. RefSeq names its product putative transcription factor SOX-14 (gene Sox14). NCBI's taxonomy places the organism in Eukaryota, Metazoa, Arthropoda, Insecta, Diptera, Drosophilidae. The record is from RefSeq and is a predicted model, not a curated record. The coding region runs from base 1384 to 3318 and encodes 644 amino acids. Gene Ontology annotation, molecular function: RNA polymerase II cis-regulatory region sequence-specific DNA binding; DNA-binding transcription factor activity, RNA polymerase II-specific. Gene Ontology annotation, biological process: cell differentiation; positive regulation of transcription by RNA polymerase II; anatomical structure morphogenesis. The transcript has 2 exons.
UGAACAGCUGUGAGCGAUCGACGUUGGUCGGGAACGAAACGAACACAGACACAGAUACUCCACACGGACACGCAUAUAUAUGCAUACUUAUAUGCAUAAUUACAUACAUCGCAGUACAUGGGGGCUGCAUAAGAAAACAAGUACAACAAAAUCACAAAAAUAUACAACAAAAUAAAAACGUAAAAUCUUUUGCGUAGUUUAUUCGCUCGCGUCGUUCGUUUCGUUUCUUCACUUUACUUCACUCCAAUCCAAUCCAAUCCAAACCAACUCGUAUCUCAUCGCUUCGUUUUUCGUUGUGCUGCGCUGCUUUGCGUUGCGUUGCGCCGAGAGUUGCGUUGCUUCUUCAGCUCGAUUCGGAUUCGAUUCGAUGUUUAGUUUAGAUUGACCAGGACAAGAAGAAAUGCCCUAGUCUCGCGCGACUCCGACUCGGUGAAGAUAUAAGCAAUCUAGACCCCUAGAUAAACUCACUUACUAACUAAAUCUAGUAACGAAAACCUGUGUGCAUAAAUAACGUUGUGAUUAAGCAUAGCUAUAACUAAAUCGCCCGAUCCCUCACAGUUUUUUAAAAAACUUAUUGUCAAAAAAACAUUCGGUGCCAGCUGAAUCGAAAUUUCAAAAUAAAAUCUGCACGAAAACAUUAUCAAAAUAUUUGGUGUUUCAAAAUCAACACGUAAAACAAAUACAACCAGACGCGCGAGUGCGAGUGUGUGUGUGCCGUGCAGCAGUAUUAGUGACCACACAAACAUAGCCACAUAAGUUUGCAUUACAUAUGUACGUGUGUAGUGUAAACUCUCUGCACAUAAAUACGAGCCAAUCUAUUUAAUUCAGUUUCAGUGCAUUUAUAAAUUAAUAAAAUGUACAUUAAAUACGGAGAGCGAGUGCGAUUGUGAGUGUAUACGUAUAUAAGCUCAUUACACGGACGCAGCGAACGUGAGUCUUGGAAUAUUGCAAACACAAAACAAAAAAUAAAUAAAUAACGAGGAACCAGUUUCACCUUGAGGAGCAAUACCUAGUGCACACUCACACCACCGCCAUCACAAUCACACACAUGCACAGCAUAUGCAGUGAACGCGAGUAUUUUGCUAAAUGAAACAGCCCGAUCAGACUGCGACUACGAAUACAUAGUUCACAUAGUGCAUAGCAUAUAUAGUGCAUAGCAUAUAUAGCUCAUAAUUCGUGAUAAAGGCCCUGGACAAACCGAACCCAAACCCGAAUCCGAACCAGAACCAGAACGAAAACCCUCCGCUUAUCGGUAACCCACCACUGCCACUGGUUCUGCGACUAUGAUUAAGCGGGGAUCGGGACAACUGCCUUGGGAUACAGAUACCGACUCUGAGAUGCAGAUGACCAUCCAGAUACCCCAAUAUCACUGAAUGUGGAAAGAUGAUAGCUAAGCCCAACCAGGCCACCACCGAACCACCAUUCAGUUUUCGCCCCGGAGCAGUGCCAACGGUUCCAGCAACCACCCCAGCGAGUAUAAAGAGUCCAGCCCCAAAACCGGAGCCACCACUACUACCCCGCACUUCGCAACCCCAAUCCCCAAAGACUCGAACACAAAGCCAGCCAGCUAUUACUCAUCCAGCGGCUGUGGCUUCGCCUUCCGCGCCUGUUGCUGCAGCUGCACCGAACCCCGACACCCACACCCACACCCCCAACCUCAAUCCCAGCCAUCCGCACCUCGUAACCCCCCAAUCCGAAUCCAAUAUGGACGGCGAAAGAUCUCCGAGCCACAGCGGCCAUGAAAUGACACUGAACAUGAACGGCAUCGAUUCCAGCCUGGUGUUCGGAUCUGCACGGGUUCCUGUCAACUCCAGCACCCCGUAUUCGGAUGCAACUCGAACCAAGAAACAUUCGCCCGGCCAUAUUAAGCGACCUAUGAAUGCCUUCAUGGUGUGGAGCCAGAUGGAACGGCGGAAGAUCUGCGAGCGGACGCCGGACCUGCACAACGCCGAGAUAUCCAAGGAGCUGGGCCGGCGGUGGCAGCUCCUCAGCAAGGACGACAAGCAGCCCUACAUCAUCGAGGCCGAGAAGUUGAGGAAGCUGCACAUGAUCGAGUAUCCCAACUACAAGUACAGGCCCCAGAAGAAGCAGACGCGAUCCCCGGGAUCGCUGAAGCAGAGUCCGGACGCAGACGGCUGCGAAACUAAAAAUGACACGCCCAACAACUCACUGACCACGACCAAUCUUGCAAUUAAUGGAGCCACCACUACCAACACUGCCGGUCGGAAAAGCAAAAGAUCUACCUCUACAUGUCAAACUGGUUCAGUUUCGAAGCGACUAAGGAACGAUUCGGGUGAUAACUCCAAGCCUAAAUACGAAGUAAAGGAGGAGCCUGCCGAGCAGCACAAUAACAAUACCGUGGAUAUUAUCCUACCCUCAGCCGAUAAUCUAUUAAGCUACCAAUCAUCUGAAUACUUACCUCUAAGCACGAAUAGCAGUGCCGAGUGCGAUGAGAAGCUACACUCAGACCUGAGCACGGGUCCGCUGGACGCCGACGUGGUGCAUCGCUUCCUGCCGCUCUUCUUCACCAGCAACGAGGACUCGCAGCUGGAGGUGCACUCCUCGUCGCACAGCCACCACCACAACCAGUCGGAUCCCACGGCGGGCCUGCUGGACGAUCGCGAGGAGCUGUCCUCCGAGGAGGUGCUGCGCUAUUUGCCCUACCUGGAGGUGAACUCCUCGUCGGCCGGUGGGCACAACUCGCUCAAGGUGGAGCUGGAGCCCAGCCUCAAUGAGCCCGUGUUCGACUCCGAGGACAAUAUUGUGAACGAUGCCAACUUGCACUCGGCCAGCCAUCAAAUACCUCCAUAUGUGCCUGAUAGCCACGACUGCUUUGCGGAGGAUUGCGGCGGAGGUGGUGGCGGCGGUGGCGGCGGCGGCGGGGACUGCUCCUCCCACCAGGAGCUCGAGUUCGAGGUGGUGCGUCCGCAGACCGUCACGAUGACCAUGACCUGCACGCUGCCCUACGGCGGCCCGGAUGGGGGGCACACAUUCCAGAACGACGACUUCAACCCAAUGCCGUCGGCCGCCGAGGACAGCGACUGCAGCAUACUGACCACCUCCAACUCGCCGCAGAUCGGCUUCGGCAAUGGCAGCGUCUUCGUGGAGGCGGACGCCAUCGGGAACACUUGUACAUACGCCCAACAAGACUACGCCGGAAAUGUAAUUGAAACACACAAUGAUCUCAACUACGCCGCACACGAUAACAACGGAGCUCUACUAGCUUACACAUUUGAGGACUUGCCGCCUCAGCCAACCGGUAGUCAUUUAGAAUUUAACACUAACAAGUACGAGUUUGCAAGUUAUUAUAAAAUGUGAGAGAUAUUUAAGUUUUGUGUAAUUUAUAACUAAUCUAAUUGUACGUUUAUAAUUUUACACCAAAUUAUAUAUAUAUAUAUAUAUAUAUAUGUAUAUGUAUAUGUAUAUCUAUACAGAUAAAUACUAUAUAUUCCAUAAAUUCUAUAUACAAAACAAACAACAACAAAAAAACGAGAAUAAAAUGCAUUGCA